CUGACCUGGGGAAGUGGUGUAGUGACAAGACUGGCACGGGACAGGAGUUGGAGUGUCUGCAGGACCACCUGGAAGACCUGCUGUCAGGGUGUGGUGAGGUGGUGGGCAACCUGACAGAGCUGCAGUCUGAGGACAUUCAUAUUGAGGCCCUGCUGAUCCGGGCCUGUCAGCCUGUCAUCCAGUCUCACUGCCAUGAUGUAUCUGAUAACCAGGUGGAUACAGGGGAUGUGAUGGAGUGUCUGGUUCAGAACAAACACCAGAAGGAGAUGAACAGCAAGUGUACCGUGGGAGUGACACACUUCCAGCUGAUCCAGAUGAAGGACUUUCGUUUCUCCUACAAGUUCAAGAUGGCGUGUAAAGAGGACGUGCUCAAGCUCUGCCCCAACAUCAAGAAGAAGGUGGAUGUAGUGAUCUGUCUCAGUACUACAGUGAGGAAUGACACUCUGCAGGACGUCAAGGAGCAGCGUGUCUCUCUCAAGUGUCGGAAACAACUCAGAGUAGAGGAGCUGGAGAUGUCAGAGGACAUUCGUCUGGAACCGGAGUUGUAUGACGUGUGUAAGACGGACAUCGGGCGGCUCUGCUCCAACGUGGUGUUCGGUAACGCUCAGACGAUGGAGUGUUUAAAGGACAGGAAGAAGCAGCUGUCUCGGCAGUGUCACCAGAGGGUGUUUAAACUACAGGAGGGAGAGAUGCUGGAUCCAGAACUGGACUACCAGCUCAUGAGGGUCUGCAAGCAGAUGACUAAGCGGUUCUGUACAGAUGUGGAUGCUAAGAACAUGCUGCAGUGUCUGAAACAGAACAAGAACUCUGAACUGAUGGAUCCCAAGUGUAAACAGAUGAUCACCAAGAGACAGAUCACACAGAACACAG
Oncorhynchus gorbuscha (pink salmon) is the source of this 870-nucleotide messenger RNA. RefSeq names its product Golgi apparatus protein 1-like. Gene Ontology annotation, molecular function: fibroblast growth factor binding. The transcript is spliced from 8 exons. The record is from RefSeq and is a predicted model, not a curated record. Gene Ontology annotation, cellular component: Golgi membrane. Lineage: Eukaryota; Metazoa; Chordata; Actinopteri; Salmoniformes; Salmonidae. The annotation marks the transcript as partial.